CCGAAGCGUGGCGCGCUUACUACUUCCGCAAACAGAAUGGUGGAAAGCUUUACUCAGUUUUCAUAUAUGAACUGAAGCUUUAAAUUCAAAUCAUUGGACACAAUGGAAAAUUCUGCAAAAAUGGAGGAUUGUAAAAAAAUCUUUCAAGAUGAAGAGGCAUCUGUAGUUUCCAAAACAGAACUCUCUAUCAACAUUAAUGAAAUUGAAUGCUCUGAUGGAAAGGACGCUGACAAUGUUCAGGAAAGUACACCAAAAAAGGGAAAACUAGAGUUUCAGAGUGAUCCUGAAGUUAAGACUGCCAGUUGUGGAGAGGGCACUCCAUCAAAUACAAGAAAGUUGGAUAAUGAAAUUAUUCCUGAGAAAAGAGCUGCAGCAGGUGAUGAAGAGAGUAUUUCACGAACGAGAAAGUUAGAAACUGAUGAUCCAAAAGAUGAUACUUCUAGUUGUGGAGAUGGCACUCCUGCAAAAAAGAGAAAAUUGGAAGGUGAAGAUGUUCCUGUAAAACGCAAACAUUUAGAAGAAGGACAUGGCUCAACAGUAGCUGCUCACUACAAUGAGCUUCAGGAAGUUGGCUUGGAGAAACGAAGCCAGAGUCGUAUUUUUUACCUUCGAAAUUUUAAUAAUUGGAUGAAGAGUGUCCUCAUUGGAGAAUUUUUAGAAAAAGUGCGGCAGAAAAAAAAGAGUGACAUCACUGUAUUGGAUCUGGGCUGUGGAAAAGGUGGAGAUUUACUCAAGUGGAAAAAGGGCAGAAUUAGCAAACUAGUUUGUACUGAUAUUGCUGAUGUUUCCAUCCAGCAGUGCCAGCAGCGUUAUGCUGACAUGAAGAAUCAUUGUCGUGACCAUGAGUACAUUUUCAGUGCAGAAUUUGUAACUGCAGAUAGCUCAAAGGAACUCUUGACGAAUAAGUUUCGUGAUCCAGAGAUGUCCUUUGACAUUUGCAGUUGUCAAUUUGUGUAUCAUUAUUCAUUUGAAACUUAUGAACAGGCUGAUAUGAUGCUCAGAAAUGCUUGUGAGAAACUUUGCCCUGGAGGAUAUUUUAUUGGCACUACACCAAAUAGCUUUGAGCUCAUAAAACGCCUUGAGGCAUCAGAAACAGAAUCAUUUGGAAAUGAAGUCUACACUGUAAGGUUUCAGAAGAAGGGAGAAUAUCCUUUAUUUGGAUGCAAAUAUGACUUCAACUUGGAAGGUGUUGUGGAUGUUCCAGAAUUUUUGGUUUAUUUUCCUCUGCUGAUUGAAAUGGCAAAGAAGUAUAACAUGAAACUAGUUUACAAAAAAACAUUUUUGGAAUUCUAUGAAGAAAAGAUCAAGAAUAUUGAAAACAAAGUGCUCCUAAAACGAAUGCAAGCAUUAGAACCAUAUCCAGCAAAUGAGAAUUCCAAGCUUGCCUCGGGGAACUUGGGUGAUUAUGAACAUGCUGCAAAAUAUAUGAAAAAUAGUCAAGUUAGAUUACCUUUGGGGACCUUAAGUAAAUCCGAAUGGGAAGCUACAAGUAUUUACUUGGUUUUUGCAUUUGAAAAGUUGCCGUGAAUAUAAAACUGUCAAGAAAACUAGUUUAUCCUACUUUGUGCAGACAUUGUGCAGACAUGGAGGAUUCACAAUCAGCAUUAGCAACUUAGCUUUAAUCUUUUUCUUGCCCUUUUUUGUUUUUACUUUUAUCUUCCUUUUAAAAAAAAAAAUUGUGAACAUGUAGGACCUUGCCAAAAACUAGGACAAACACAUGUGUCUGUCCUCCAGCUCCUGACUGGUAGAUAAGAAAGAGUGUGUAUGUAAAAAUGAACUUGGACAUUCAUUUCUUUAAAACAAUUUGUUUGCUUUCAGAAAUGGUCAGGGGGAAAAUAACCUAUUUUGACUUCUUCACUGAUCAGGUAGCUUUCAAAAAUUAUGUUUAUUACAACUUGUCAUUAAGGCAGCUGAGCCAUUACUAUGAAGCUUCAAUUUGUUCAGUAAUAUAUGUUUACAGAAUCAAAUUUUGAGACUGUAGGAUGUGGGGCAAGAAAUUCAAAUUGUAAGUGUGCUUGUGCAUGCACGCACAUGUGCAUGCUUGCAUAUAUGUAGUUAUUUUGUUUUCAACAUUAAAUGGUUUUGUAUUCUGUACAAUUUUGAAUGUUGGUGUACUGAAUGUGUUGAUAAAAUAGAAACUUUCACAUGUCUAUUUUAGAACAUCUUAAAAUUCUAAACUACUUGUUUAGACAUUUGCUACAGUAUUUAAGUACUCCUAUUAUUGGUAAUACUACUAGUAAUAUAGUAUAAUGUAUUUAGUAUUAGUAAUUUGCUUAGCAUAACAUCCUUCCCAAAAUAGAAUUUUUUUAAAAUACAUAGCAAAGAAUUAUUUUAGAAUUUGUUUUUUAUACUAAUGUUUGCAACUUUUUUGUUUUUAUUUUAAAAGAGAAAUAUGUGUUGCCAUCUAAAAUGUUUUGAUUAUUAGAACUACAGAAGUCUAAGCUAUUCCUUACAAUGGGUUAUAGAUCCCCCUUAUUGAUAUCCCUCUGGUGAAACACUUUUUUUAAAAUGCUUCCUAAUGCAUCAUUAUUUUUAAAGAUUAUAUCUGGCUACUAGGUAUUUAAUCAGUAAAUCUAAAGUGGCAAUAUUCAUUUUUCUCACAAGUGAAAAAAAAUCUCCUUUGACACACUAAAUUGCAAUUUCUUUUUACCUGAUCUAUCUUCAUAAAUGGGAUUAUUCUAGCAAUGUAUGUCAUAAAGUCAAUAGUUAGACAUUAGAUUGAUGCCUAGUGAAGUAUAGUAGAAAUUAGUAGUGGCUUUUUGGUCCAGGAGUCAGUUCUAAGGAUCAUUAGGUCUGUCCAUGUCAGAUUUAGUUAGCACAAAAACAAGGGACAAGAGGAAGAAAGGGGGUUUGUCAGAGAAUACAGGGUAUAAAGUACUAUUGAAGACUUCAGGCACUUGCUGACACUUCAUGAUAGGUUAUUUGCCUUUUUUUUUUUUUUUUAUUUUCCUAUAGGCUCUUUAACGAAGGUACUUUCAGCAAAUGAUCUUUAUUUUUAUUUGAUGAAUAAAACAUUACCGUAACCAAGAAAAAUCUCUGAUUGCUAAAUAAAUGUUUAUUGUUAUAUAUGAGGAGUCAGAAUCUCCAUUAGUGGUUGUCAAUAGAAGGAAUGCAGUCUAUGCUACAAUCUUCAAAUAUCAGAAUUGCUUUCAAUUGUGAGGGCAGAUAUCAAUAAUAGUAAAAUUACAUGUUACUUCAGUGUUUACAAGGUCAUUUCCUUCCAGUAGUCCUGUAGAACAUGCAGCGUAAGUCUUAUUCCCAUUUUAUAGUUUCAUAGUUUAUCGUUGAGGAAACUGAGGCUAAGAGAUCAAAUUUCUCAUGGUAAGACAGGGUUUGUAAGUGUCAGAAUUCUGACUGAUUGUCUUUCUAUUAUACUGAUUUCUCUUUAUUACAAUUCUGAUUUGGGGGUUAUAUUUUUUUUGUUUUUCAUAGUUCUCUCUCAUACCCUACCUCAAAUCAGUGUAUUAUAGUUGGUAAUGAUACCAAUAAAGAUUUUCUUUUUUUUCCUGAUACUUGUCAAUGUACUAUAGCUAUAAAUAAAUAUGGGCCGUGAAGAUUGAAUAAUAAAAUGUCACUUUGCUGCGAGCA
Molecule: messenger RNA, 3588 nt
Organism: Antechinus flavipes (yellow-footed antechinus)
Lineage: Eukaryota; Metazoa; Chordata; Mammalia; Dasyuromorphia; Dasyuridae
Gene: RNMT
Product: RNA guanine-7 methyltransferase
Exons: 11
Coding region: 103-1527 (474 amino acids)
Biological process (GO): 7-methylguanosine mRNA capping
Cellular component (GO): nucleus
Molecular function (GO): mRNA 5'-cap (guanine-N7-)-methyltransferase activity
Source: RefSeq, a predicted model, not a curated record